This is a messenger RNA of Cinara cedri, 13122 nucleotides long. The record is from the annotation of a GenBank genome assembly. Lineage: Eukaryota; Metazoa; Arthropoda; Insecta; Hemiptera; Aphididae.
GUUAUCGGUUUAAUAUUAUAAUAUACAAUAAUACAUAUUUUGUUUUUCACAUUAUUUCCAUACGCAAAGGGUGUACAACUAUACGCAUAAGUCGCUAAUGUGAGUACGACCUACCUACCUAUAUACAUAAUAUUUAUUUUUAUGUAAACACACCGGAAGAAAAAAAACCUCGUAAUUAUGCACGAAACGUUAUGAUUUCUGCAAUCAUACAGCUCCGUUAUUUUUCAAAUCUUAAGGGCAAACAGAAAAAUACAAAAUUGCUUUUUUUUUUAAUAUUGUAUACACUCCAAUUUCAUCUCAAAAUGAAAUCGGCUUCCUUAGACUAGCAUAAUAAUACCUAAAUAAUUGUAACCUAAAAUGUUUGGAAUAAUCGGAUCUUUUGACCAGAAUUUUGUUAAUAACACAAUGAAGAAGUAUUAUAUUUUGACCAGAAUCGUUUAAUUUUUUAAUCACUUCAUAACUUCCCUACGGCUAUUCGGAAUUCGUCUUGUUGUUUCACAGAAAUUACAAGGAUAAUAAUUGCCUCUGUCGAAAAAAUCAUAACAGACAUUUCGUCAAAAAGUUCAGCUGUCUGAUUAUUGCACAAAACCUAUUCAUUUUAAUUUUUCGAAGUUCUGUGUUUAUAAUCAAUAAAACAAUGGUCACAAUGAAAAAGUAGUUUUUUUUUUUUUUUUGAGUGAAACCAAAAAAACCGUGGAAAGGCCGAGCAAUUUUAAGAAAAUAAUUCUUUUAUAAUUUUAAAUUUUGUUUUAUUGGUGUAAUUCAGUUUAAAUUAUUCGUAGAGACAGAAAAAUUUCAGCAGAAAACUUAUAUUCGCUUUUUUUAGACGUGGUAAAUUUCAAAACAUUUGAUUAAUUGUUGAGCUAUUUAUAUACAUUUUAAUUUCACGAGAUUUUUAAAUAAUUUUUAUUCUGCGGGUACUCUGCGUAGAUAAAAUUGUUAGACCAAUCAGAAAUGCUUUAAUUGGAGGUUCAUUAUAAGUCGUAAUCUGUGGUCAAAAAAAAAAAUUGAUUUUUUUUAUAGAAAUUCUAAUAUCAAAUUUUGAGAAAAAUCGUAAAUAUUAUUGUCUUUCAAAACAUGAAUAAAACCGAACUCCGCUCAGAAUCGUUUUUCAUUAGCAAAAAUUAACCGUUGCGUAGAGAUAUAUAUUUAAUUUCCCUCUAUAUAUCCUAAAUUCCCAACUUUUCAACAAAGAAAAGUGGCCCACCCAUCGUGCGAAGUAUGUUUUUUUUUGUUUUAUUUAAAAAAUUAAAAACCUUUAAUUAAUAUUUAAAAAUAUUACAAAUUAAAGACAAUGUCAUUACAACAGUUUUAAUACUUAAUGAAUUUAAUUAAUGUGAUUUUUGCUGUUGGAUAUUGUUCGCUAUUUUUUCGAUUUCCAGAUCAAAAUUAUCUGCAUGAGACCGCUUUAAGCACGUGGUAGAAAUGGUCAUCUGUUAAGCGCGACCGGUAUGGGUUUUUUAAUUUUUCCAUGUGAAAAAAAGCCUAUUCGCACACAAGUAAAAUACAAUACAAUAUAUACAAUUAUAUUUUAAAUUUGUUAUUCAAUUUUAAACGACAACGUCUAUAAAUAAGAUUGCAUAAUAUACAGGAUGAUUAACAAAACGGAAAUUUAUCUCGGAAAAUGUUCAUUUUUUUCGGAAUUCGAUUUUUAGAAAAUUUAAGAAACAAACCACCUUAAAUUUUGCAUUUCCGUUUAUAUUCCUUCACCUAUAUUUUUGAUGGUAACCCCGCUCGAUUUUCAAAUAGCAACCAAUAUUAAUAAUUCUAUAAAUAUAGAUGAAGUUUUUUUUUUUUUUUAAACUAGUAAUCGUAUGCCCGUCAUACACAACAGGUUAUAACGGCCAUUGAAAUGUUUCAAAUGGCUAGUGGUCUAGGACCCGAAUUGGGCAGUAGAAAAUAUCAAAAGUGCAUUUGGCUUCAUGAAUGUGGGUACUUUACAUUUUCCUUAUCGUAGAGUGAUUGAAUUCUUACACUCGGUAUUGCGUAAUUUAUAAAUCUACCUUAUACCUAAAGCUAAUUACACACCACACAAAUCGUACGUCGCGUUUUUCUGGAGUUAAUUCAUUAUUUCUUUGCUGUAAUUAUUUUUUUUCAAUUUCAUUUUCUUCGUAAGAUUUUUAACAAGACCAAACGUUUAACCAAAGUUUUAUUUCACCGUUUACCAGUGCUUGAAUUUGAAGGAGAGGUCACAGGAUGACGGAGUACCGAUUUUUUUCUUAAAAUAUUCUAGCCCACCACUUCUAGUUUUCUUCCUAAUGGUCUUAACUAGAUUGAAUUCAAUCAUUUCAAGGGACGCUAUUUUUGUUUAAACUUCAUAAUACCCCUUCUAAUAUUUUUUCAACUCAAUCAUUGCGCAAUAUAUGUUGUUAACGUUGAAACAAUCAUUAUUACCUAAAAAAUCCCCGCACUGAUAUAAAUAUAUAUAAAAUAAAUAUUUCAAAUAUUAAUAUAUAGUAAUACCUCAUUAUGUCUCAAACAAUAUUAUAGUAUUAGAUAAUAUUUAAAUAGCAUAACUAAUAUUGGUCAUUUCGUCAAAUUUAAAUUGCUAAUUCGCACGAAUAGGUCAAAAGAUACAAAAAAAAAACGUAAUUGAAAAUUACGUUAAAUUUGACGUCAGCGAUAUUAGGAUUAUUAUUAAGAUAAUUGGAUAACACGUCUAUAUCCCUUAUAUGUACAUUUUCAUUAACAUUGUACUGUACCUAUUAUUUUAAAUUCAAAGUACAAUAAUAUAAUAAUACCAAAUGCUAGUGCGUUUCUAUCGUUCGCAGUCUAAUCGUCGUGUACAAUCAUUGUCAACGCCGUUGUUUAACAAUAAUGUUUAAUAAAUAUGUUUAGUAUUUAUCAAAUUUUUUCAUCGUUCAAUCCUAAUAUAAUAUUGUUUGGGUUGAAUCGUCGAAAAAGAAAACUCAUCGUUCGCGUUGGGUAUACAUAUAUUGAUAUAUUGUAUAAAGUGUCGACCUAUUUUUCAAAAUCCAGGUAUAUCAGUGAUAUUAAAAAAAAAAAAAAACCUAAAUAUAUACGUUUACUACCAUUAGGCUAUCAUAUUUUUAUACUAAUUGUGAGGCUACAAUGAAACAGUUAAAAAAAAAAAAAAAAUCAAUCCCAUAUAUGUAGGUAUUUUCUUAUAUUUUUCCCGCGCUAAUACAUUUUAGAAUAGUAACCACAAUGAGUAUUUCGUAUUAUAUAAUUAUAAAUAUUUGUUAUGUAUUGAUAUUUUACAUUCUAAUCUGUAAUAUAUUAUAUAAGAAUACAAUUAUUUAUUAUUAUCAUCCCAUACGUAAGAAUAUGCAUUCGGUAAUUUAUUUUCAAAUAGAUAUUAAUUGUUAUUUUUUUUUUUUUUUUUAUCGUUAGACAAAGUGUUGAAUAUGUGUAACUGCAACAAGAGAAAGUGAGUGCAAUAAUACAAUUAUUAUUAUUAUUAUACUAUAUAUUCAUAAAACAUAUUAGGUAUUGUAUCAUCUAUAAUAUAGAUUCUGUACCUACUUGCAGAAUAUGACUUUUACGCUCACGGGAGGUCUAAAAAUUAAAAAUCAUUGCACCGUUUAUAACAUAUUGUACUCAAUAUUAAAAAGCAAAAAUACCAUAAUGUGGGGUAAUUAUUUUAAUCGGAUAUGGCAUAACUAUUGGAUAUCUAUGUACCUACGCGUAUAAUAGUCAAAAUAAAGUGCAAAUAUUGAUUUUCACUGUAAUAUUAUUAUGGUUUUCAUUUAACAUUAAAAAAAAUCAAACUGUUAUUUCCUCACAACUGCAAACCGUAUUAAUUGACGGGGUUUAGUUAAGUAUAAAAAUGUAUUUCAUAAACUAUUAUAAUAAUACAUGUAUAAUUUUAUAACCACACGAAAAAAGUGGUUCGGAGUAUAUUGUUACAAAUGAUCAAUGAUAAAUGAUUUCAUUGCAGACUAUUAUAUUAUUAUACGCCAUCCAUCGGUUUUUAUGUUUAUAUUUUAUGACGCUAGUUGAAAUGUAUAUAUAAUAUAAAAAAAAAUAUAUAUUUUUUCCACUUUAAACAUGAUGUUAUAAACACCAUAAUAGAAUUGCUAUAAUAAUUGGUAAAUAUUAACUAUAGUAUAAUAUAAAUUCGUUUCCUAUGGUAUAGUAGUACGUAUAGGCAUCUUUUUACUUACCUAAAAAUAUUUUAAUAAAACAAGGUGACGUCCUUUACAUUAAAUGAGUAUACAUUUUGGAUUAGCGACCCCCCCCCCCCUUAAAACACAUAAGAAAAUAUUAUUUUUUUCGAUAGAAAAUUAAAAGUCCAUUCCUACUCGUUUAAAGUAUAAGGGGUUGGAGUAAAAAAUUGCGAAUAAUGUUAAAAUAAAGCUUAAACGGUGUAACGAUGAUGGUUGAACGAAACAGAAAUAAAAUUUACUUACAAUCUUCCGGGAAAAUCGGUGUUUUGUGAUAAAUGAAUCUCUCCGUAUACAUUCCAAAAAUAAUUAGUAUUAACCUAUGUAAGUUACACAAAACAAUUUUAUUUGAAACAAUGUCAUGGCCAGCGAGAACAGUAAAAUAAUAAAAUAAAUAUUGUCGAUUUUACUUGUACUUAAGAGCGUGUACAACGGCGUUGGGUGUCAUCGGAGUCACAUUGUUCGUCAUAUUCAUAGUUUUUCCGGCCGUUUGGCGAUAUUCCCCUUCGUUGCAAAGGAGUAUGCUGUUCCUUAAUCGUGGUAAUUAUACAAUUAUUAUUAUACGCAUAAUUAAAUUAACAUAAUAUUACAAUAUUAUUGCGUAACCACGUAGAUACCUAAAGAUAAUAUUUAUAUUUAUAAUAACCGACAUAACCUACCUAUAUAAUCUAACCCAUACGUACCUAAUCGACGCUCGACAACAAAUGCCUACAUAGAUAUACAAAAUUACGGGAACGAGUUACGUUGUAACUUGUAUUUAUUUUUUUUUUUUUUUUUAAAUAGACAACGUACGUUGUGAGUGUUACUGCAGGAGACGACACGUAUUUUUUUUUUUUGUGCGUAUAAACUUUGAUAAUAUUUAUAAGAACUGAUCUUUAAGAUUAAUUCGAAUAAUCAAACGUCGUGCGGUUUAAAAUUAUUUUAUAUUAAUUUUGUAUCUUUUACUUGUUUCACUGUAAAAUGUAAAUUUGUAUUUUACAAAACAAGUAAUGUGUUUUUCAAUAUUGUUUUAGAUUUUUUAUCGGAAGUGCAGAAUUACAGUCAUCCAGAAGUAUACGGAUUGAAUGGAACGAGAAAUUUCUAUAUACACACAAACGACAAUGUAACGCUAGGAGUAUGGUGAGCGAAAUCAUAAUAUAAUAUUAAUAUCAUAUAUUAUAAACUUUCAUAUCAUAAUUGUUUUUUUUUUUUUUUUAAAUAGACAACGUACGUUGAUUUAUUUUAUUGGGAAACUAUAAUAUUAGGUACAUGUUAUCUUAUAAUUAAAUUUAAUUGCAAAAUAUUAAACGAACGCUUUGUAUUAAAUUAGCCGUCGAAUAGGUGAUACACGGAUAAAACAAAUGACGAUAAAAAUUUCAAUGAAUCAGGAGGAUAAACAUAAAAAAUAGCGUAUUAAAAUAAAUAUUAUUUGAGUAUUUUAUUAGCUAAGAUGGAUAAGUUGUAAGUUUACAUUUGUUUGAAAACUGCUUCCGGUCGUGAAAAGAAUUGUUGAAGAUUGAUUUUUUUUUUUUCUAAUUUUCUAAUCAUCAUUUUACUAUAAUAUAAUACUAUUUAAGUUUUAGGUAGGUGCAAAACAAAAUUUGCGGUGAAUUAUUAAACGCAAAACUUUGUAUACGGACAGUAGGAAUAGGUAUAAGUACGAAUUACUUUUAAUUAUUAAAAUCAAUGAACACUGCCCAUUCGGCCGAUUUAAACUCCAAAAUGAAAAUUAAUCUUUUAUUAGGCGCAUGUACGUAAAAUGCAUUGUUGUUUUCAAAAAAAAAAAUGUGAAACGGGAAAUAACAAGAACAAUAAAAAAUUAAAAUAUAAAUUUGUCUGCGUAUUAGGUAUUGUAGUAUACGAGUAGUGUAUAGGUUAAUAUGAAUAUAUAAAUAUCCUAUUUUAUUUGUAUUCAUUUAUUUUUUUUAUAAUGACUGUGUGGAUAAUUAUUAUUUAUUAUUUCAUUAAAAUAAACUUUCAGGCACGUAUUACCGCGUAAUUUAUUAACAAAUUACACUGCGGAAAACGAAUUAAAUUACGAACAAUUUUUAAGUCACGGAGAACCGAUUAUCAUAUACAUGCACGGCAAUUCGGACGCCCGCACGAACGAACAGCGAGUAGAAUUGUAUCGCAAACUUCAGGACAUGGAUUAUCACGUAAUAGCCCUGGACUACAGAGGUAGUUACAGUAUAUUAUAUUAUGGCCUGUUCGUUACCUACGGAUCGUUAAAAUUGCCUAUGUUAAAAAUUAUAUUUUUUCAACAACGGUUUCUCCUCUAUAAGGUUACGGCGAUUCGACGGACGUGGACAUCAUCGACGAAACCGGCUUAGUGUCGGACGUAAUGCAAACGUUUAAAUGGGUCUACGAACGCGCAAACGGAACACCAAUUUUCGGAUGGGGUCAUUCUCUGGGGACCGGGUAAUAAAUAGCAUCUAAUUUAUCACAAGGACACUUACACAGUCACGCAUGUAAUACACAGUACACACAUUAUGCCGUAUUGGUUUGUUCUUCAUACCGUCAUGGAGCUAGAUGAGGUGAGUACUAGAGUGAUAGCUGGUAGUGGUGCGAAAAAUCCGGAUUUGACAAAGUUCAAAAAUCCGGAUGUUCAGAUUCCGAAAUCCAAAAAUAUCAACAUUAUUAUAUGAAACGUGAACAAUCGAUGAUUAUUGUUUGUAAUAAUUCUAAUUUUAAUAGGUAAUAUUUGUAUUUACGAUAAUGUAAAAUCAUGAAAUCUUCACGCCGUAAAUAAUUAUGAAAACCUGCCUGGAAAAUCAAAAAAUGACUUCCUUAAAGUACCAGCUGGACAAUUUUCGGAUUUUGAUUUUCGAAAUUCAGAUUUUCGGAUAAUCCGGAUUUACAUCACAUCCCUGUUAGCUGGUAGCAGGUUCAUAGGUAGUAUUUUUGUUGUUUUGUCGUACCUUUCUGAAAACUUAAUUUCGCCGGUCUCGAAAGUCACGAACCAGAGAUGGAUGUGCCCGUACGCACCUGUGCGUACAUAUAGAUUUUGUCCGAAAACAUGUUCGUUCAGUCAACAAAAUACAAUUCCGUUCAAUAGGCCUAAUGUUUUCGUCCAUUUACAAUGUGCCGAAAUGAAAAGAAAUAAUAAAUUUGUCCAAAUUACCUAAGAUUUUUUAUGAGAUAUUUGUGUCGUAAUAAUAUUUAUUAUUAUUUAUUAUAUAGAUUCGAUUUAAUUAUAUGUAUUAUAUUAUACAACCUUGCACAUAGACCUGUAGACUAUUUUUCUGUCUAUUACGCUGGUACCGAAACAGUUAAACAAAUGUGUUUUCUUACAUCAUUUUGGAAUAAAAAGUCAACACGGUGGAAAUCAACGGAAUCCUAACAGUUAAAACUUUUCGUUUGACAUUUGUAAUACUAUGAUUUUCAAAUAAUUAUGAAAUAUUUAUGAAUACGCACCCGCCUAAUUGCGACUAACGAUGAACACCGACGUGCAUACUUUUAACUAUCGUUGGGCACUAAAAUAUAUGCACGAAUAUAGUCCAAUCGUGCACACACCUACCGGCCCGCGGCGAGACAAUCGUAUUUAUAUUAUUUGUUUGGUCAUGCACCAAACAUCAUCAUUUUCGAUAUAUCCAUUUAUCAUAUUUUAGUUGCCGAGACUGCUAAUAAUAAAUUUUACUAAUUCCGCGCACAAACGUAUUUGUGUUGACACAUUUUGCACGCGGCUUCUAUACGUGACUGAGAAAUGAGUGGGUAGCGUUAUUAAUUUAUUAGUAUUGUACAAUAAUUUAUUGUUACAAUCCGACACAAUCCACACUACGCAAACCUAUAUGUAUGUAUUAUUGUGUACCUACAUAAAUAGAUAGUAGGUAGGUACUAGCUAUAAAGUAUAUACAUUUUUUUUUUUUUUUUUUAGAUUCUGAGUGAGGCGAAGUAGCUUAUGGUAUUACAAAGAUGUUUAUUUUUUUUUUUUUGCAAUUUUGCAAUUUUGCUCCGAUUUAUAAUUAUAGCAAUUUUCCUAAAAAUAAAUCUGACUGGAGAGGUACUUUAAAACGGUCAUUUUUUGAUUUUCCCAUAAGUUUUCCCAAUAAAUUGGAAAACUCGGGGUAAAACAUGGGAAAACCGUUGGAAAAACGCAAAAAUAGAUACAAUAUUAAUCAAAUAUUAUUAAAGAAAAUAUUUAAUGCCUAUAGGCAUUACAUAAGUGUAUAUAAUUAUUUUACCAUAAUAUGGCAUAUAUGUUGUUGACAAAACAACUAAAGUUUAGUUACUACACUGUCAACUGUUCUCCGCUCAGAAUAAUUUUUUCGUUAGCAAUGGUUUAUCGUUGCUUACAGUUAUAGAUACCUAAAUUACAUUUCCCCUCUACUACCUUUCCAACUUCUCAUCUACAACAGUGACUGCACCCACGUGCGAAGUACCAGGUGAUUCAUUUAAUUGGGUACACUCAUUAUCUCGGAAAGUAUUAACUUUUUCCGGAAUUUGUUUUCUAGAAUAUUUAAGAAACAAGCUGCUCCACAAUUUUAUACUUGCGUUAUUUUUUUUCAUCCAUAUUUUUUGGGGCAAAACCACUACCUACUUUUGAUUUUCAAAUGGGAACCAAUAUUAAAAAGUCAUAAAUAAAUUGUGUAUUAGUUUAAAUAAAUUUUAGUAUUGAAAUUUUUUAUUCCCAUCGCAAAUAUAAAACUGUGAAGCAGCUUGUUUCUAAAAUGUUCUAGAAAACAAAUUUCAGAAAAAAUCAAUAAUUUCCGGGAUAAUGAGUGUACCCACUUAAAUGAAUCACCUGGUAUGUUCGUCUUUUUUCAAACGAGUUUUUGUUUCUCGAUAAAUAUCCAUCGUUUUGUUCUUGUAACAAUUAUAAUACAUAGUAGUAAUGUGUAUCUAUUUUUGUUUUCAUAUAAUAUUGACUUUAUUAGAUCCUAAUUCUAAACUAAACACCAAACAUAGUAAAGCGUAUCCCGCAUAUUAACCCAACUACUUACAUAGGUACACACUACGUAAUCGAUUAUUUGUUUGAAGAAAAUUUGGCCUCCGGAGUUGGGUAUACUGGCAUCUGAAAAUAAAUAUAUAUUAUAGUUGUACACAUUAUAUGUAUUUGAACUUGAAAUUUUGAAAUAUCGGUAGGUACCUAAACAUAAUAUUGUGUUUUAACGAGUUGCAACCAGACACGGAUCCAGAGUAAAGAUCUGAAGGGCCCGCCAAUUUUUUGACAACACAAAUACAAUUAAAAUACAAUAAUGUAAUACAUUAUGUAUACUAUUUUCUCGUACACAUCAGUGAUUGGAAUAUAGUAAUAUCAAAAUGUGUAGAAUUAUAAAAAAAAAAAACGGACAAAUAAUAUGUCUGGGAGAGCCUGGUCCCCUAAAAUCUGGGCCCACCUGAAUCCGUCCCUAAUUACAACCAAUAUUUAGGUACAUCUGUAAAUUUAAUAAACACAGCAUAACAUAUCUAAUAAUAUUUUAUGUGAAUAAAAUAAAUUGCUAAAACGGCUGUGCUUACUUUUUAGAAUUGGAGCACAUGCUUUUUCGUUACUGGAAAAAGAAAAUAUCUAUUCCAAUGGACUUAUAUUAGAAGCUCCGUUUAAUAAAAUGAGCGAAGCAAUUCGACAGUAUUCAACUGCUAAAGUAACUAUGUACCCACUGCAAACAAAAGGUAUCUCACGAAGGUAUAACAUACAACCAUAUACCCAUUAUAAUAUCUCGUAAAUUAUUAACUACUUUAGGAAUUUAUUUUUAUUACUGACAAUUUAAGAAACAAGCGGCUCUAAAAUUUUAUAUUACUAUUAUUUUUUGCUAAAACGAUUACUAACUUUUGAUUUUCAAAUGGCAACUUAUAAUCGUGUAUACAAAUGCCGUAAAUAGAUGUUUACUUUAAGUACAUUUUGGGCUUAAACACACUGCUCUACUAUACAAAGAAGUGGAAUAUUUCGUUUACACAUUAACGGAAAUCAAAAAUAUCAACACUAAAAUUUAUUUAAACUACACAAGUUCAAUAAGAUGUCAUUUGAAAAAUCAAAAGUACCUAGGUAAUCAAGGUAAAAUACCUGGAAAAUAAGCGUGACAAAAUAUAAUAAUUAUCAUAGGUGAAAAUUAGAGGUCUUGAGCGGGGGCUGAGUCCACUCAAUUAUUUUGAGUCACUUAUUUUCCAAUGGCGAAAUCGGUAUCAAAUAAUUUGUAUGACGUGCCAUAUCUUUUAUGCGAUCGAAAUGGCGAAAAAAUCAGACUAGUCGAAAGUAAUGAAUGCCAGAAGUUUAGGCCAACUGGAAAAAAAAAACAGAUAGUUAAUUUAUAACCAGUGUUAAUACACUAAAGCCAUGGUUAAUAAUGUAAUACGACAUUAUUGAAUUGAAGUUACUACAUUUCAAUGUUUAACAUUAAACUUAAUUCGAACUUUUUACUUUGUAAAAAAAAGAAUUGUUAAGUUUUUAAAUUAAAAACACGUUUUUCUCAGUUCAAACAAAAAGUGACUUCUGGUUUUUUUCCCUGUACCCUUUAUAUGUGUAUAUUACAUAUUAUAUAGUAAUGUUAACUUUCAAUUAAAAUAUUGGAGCACGAAUAAAAUAUUAAAAUUGAACAAAAAAAUAGAUCUACGAAUAAACAUAACACAAUUUUAAAAUUGUUUUUAAAUUUUAAUGAAAUAGAUUAUUACUGUAGAGAUACAGUGGCGGAAUUUAAGGGAGGGAUCCGAAGGGCCUUGCUUCCACCCACCCCCAUCCCCCAUUGGCCUAAAUUAAGUUUUAUUAAUUCAACAAUCAUAGGUAAUUUUGUAUGGAAUAUUGUUAUUAUUACUGAAUUUUGGACUAUGACCCCUCCCACUCUCAAAAUUAAUUCCUGGAUCCGCUACUGAAGAGAAUUUGUAUUAUUUUUUUUCUUUAUAGUUAGUAUAACAUUAUCAAAUAAAAUGUUCAAGUUUAAAUCUCGUUAUUAAAAUUAAAUAAAUUUAUGAUGCUUAAAUUAUUAUUUUGAAUAUUAAUCAAGUUUUCAUUUACCUACCUUUCUUAAAUCUUGAAAGUAAUAAUUAAAAUAUGACAUUAUAAUACCUUAUAAUUAUGAAUAAUAAUUACCAUUAUAAUAACUUAUUAGUAUGUGUAUGGUAUAGUCGGCAUAGGAUGUCUAAAAUAAAUCCCACUUAGGUUUUUCAUGGUGUUUAAGGUAAGAUGACUUUUGCAAACGCAGAAACCCGGUUUGAAGCAAGAAAUGUUUCAAAAUAUCUGUCCCCCCUUAAAAUUAUGGACAAUUUCUGCUAAUGAUAGUAAUAUAACAUUUUAAAGCAAGGUACUUGUUUCUUAAAAUACACAAAAAAAAUCUGGAAAAAGUUAAUAUACUUCCCGAGACAUCGCAAUGGGAUACCUUCGUGGGAUACUACCAUAUAUAAACCUAAUCUGAUUUGUACAGUUAUAAUAUUAUAAUAACGAAGCUUUAUAAUUAAAAUUUAAAAUAUUAUAAUGUAACUAACUUUUAAAUAGGCUUUUCGUAAUUUGCCUUGGUUUGAUUUUUUCAUCAUCGACCCAGUUAUUGAAAACGGCAAUAUUUUUGACACAGAAGAAAACUUAAAGGAUGCAAAAAUGCCCGUGUUGAUAUUACACGCUCAAGAUGAUCUAAUAAUACCGUAUCACCAAAGUGAAAAGGUAAACUAAACAUAAAAGUUAAAUAAGUGCAAUAUAAUAUAGAUAAGUACCUAAUAUAAUUUAUUAGGUACCUAAGUAUACCUAUAUGUAAACAAAUAUUUACUAAUUUCAAAAUGAAUGUUAAAAAAAAAAAAUAAACUAAGUUUAUGCUACCCAAAAGCACAUUAUUAAUCACAAUAUAAAUUUACUUUUUCUUAGUCUGUUUUAAAGUAUGGACGUAUGGUAACUAGAAUCUACCUACUUACUAGAAUACUUGCCAAAAACCUGUAAUUCCCUAUCCCCCCCCCAAAAAAAAAAAAAAAAUCCUAUACAAUUAUGAAAUACGAUUGCAAUUUUUUUUUUUUUUUUAACAUUUUUAACUCGUUAUCUACCUACUUUUAAUUAAUUUGUUUGAGUAUGCUAUAUUAUAGUAGAUACCUACAAAAAAAAAAAAAAAAUUGCAUAACAAUAAAAAAUUUGUAUACAAAUCUAGGUAAUAAUAUUUCUGUUUUUCGUCUAUGUACGUAUAAUGUUUAGUUGUGCAGUUACAUCACAAAAUUUCGAAAGAAUACACUGACUGACAUCGUUUUAUACCCUUCCGAGUACGGGUUAGGGCAUCAGCUUAUUGUCCGCGAUAAGACCAUUGGAAACACAAUAAAGUGAGUACAUACCUGCAUACCUACAUAGUAGCACAAACUUGAGUUUUUGAUUACUACGUUUUAUAAUAAUACAUAUGUUUCAGAAAAUUUAUAAUAUAUUGUUUGAAGACAGAGUCUCCCUAGCGCGCACGACAAAAAUAACUUAUUUGAUAAAACUUUGUACCUAGGCAUAUGACCCAUGGCUAAAAAUAUUUAAUUAUGCCUAUAGCUACUUUUAACUUGUAAGAGAUUUUAUUAACUACUUUUUUUUUUUUUUAUUAUUAUUAUUACUAUACAUUUAAAAUAGCUUGAUAAUCAUUUGUUUAUUAUUAUAAUAAUAUCAUGUAAGUAUCGAUGCACAGUAGAACCUCGAUUAUCCGAACUAAUUGGGACCCCACAUAAAUCGGAUACGCUAAAGUUCAAGUACCAGACACUUGUUUAAACAGAUAAUUUUAAUUUUUAAAACAUACAAUUAUAUAAUAAUGUAUAUUAUUAUCUAUUACAUAUUUAUUAUUAUUAUAUUAGAAUUGCAUUAUGUAUUUAGAAAUAUAUAAUCACUAAGUAGGUACCUACAUAUUAUGUUUAUGAUAUUAUUUAUUGAUUAAUUUAAAUAAACACAUUGUGUCUCGAUUAUCUACAAACAAUUUACACACGUACAUACAUAUAUAUAUAUACUUACAAUUUAUAUGUAUAUAUGUAUGUACUAAUAAUAAAUUGCAAAAAUUAUAAAAUCCGUGGCCAGCGUAUGAGGUGUAUGAGUUCUUCAACAAGAUUUAAUAUUCAGAUAAUCUAAGUUCUAUUGCAAUAUACAAAU